Molecule: messenger RNA, 3469 nt
Organism: Notolabrus celidotus (New Zealand spotty)
Lineage: Eukaryota; Metazoa; Chordata; Actinopteri; Labriformes; Labridae
Gene: men1
Product: multiple endocrine neoplasia I
Exons: 10
Coding region: 282-2183 (633 amino acids)
Biological process (GO): regulation of transcription by RNA polymerase II; negative regulation of cell population proliferation; negative regulation of cell cycle
Cellular component (GO): chromatin; histone methyltransferase complex; nucleus
Molecular function (GO): transcription cis-regulatory region binding; chromatin binding; Y-form DNA binding
Source: RefSeq, a predicted model, not a curated record
AACUUACUAUAAACUACAUUUCCCAGCAUGCAUGUGAAGAAACGGUGCGCGCGGUGGUGCAGAUCUACAUUCACAUGGAGUGGACUGAGAGCCUAUCACAGCGCUCUACGGCUGCCCGCUCAGUGAUAGUAGAUCUGCUCUCACAGAGGCUGGUGACGCACUGCUAUAGAGUCUGUGGCAGACAGAAGUGCGCGGUAAAAGAAGGGGGUACACAAACAAAAAACAUGUGGCUGAACCAGUGAGGAAAGAGUCCUUUAGGUGUGGACAGAGUCUGAGUCGUCAUGGGUCUGCACUCAUCCCAGAAGAAGCACUUCCCUCUGCGGGGCAUCGACGGUGUGGUCCAGCUGUUCGACGCUGAGCUCCGUAAAGCCGAGCCGGACCUCGCCCUCCUUUCCCUCGUUCUGGGUUUCGUUGAGCACUUCCUGGCUGUGAACCGGGUGAUCCCCAUAAAUGUCCCGGGGGUCCGGUUCGAGCCUCUGGAGCCGGACUGCCCCAGCUCCUGCUUCCCCACCGUGGAGCUGGGGAUGAUCUCUGCACUGUACGAGCGCUUCACGGCUCAGAUCCGCGGCGCUGUGGACCUGUCUCAGUACCGCAGGACUGCUGCCGGGUCCAGCAGGGAGCUCGUGAAGAAGGUCUCAGACGUGAUCUGGAACAGUCUGAGCCGGUCUUACUUCAAGGACCGGGCCCACAUCCAGUCCCUCUUCAGUCUCAUCACUGGUACAAAGCUGGACAGCUCAGGUGUGGCGUUUGCUGUGGUGGCGGCCUGUCAGGUCCUGGGUCUGAAGGACGUCCACCUGGCGCUCUCGGAGGACCACGCAUGGGUGAUAUUCGGGAAGAACGGUGAGGAGACUGCGGAGGUCACGUGGCACGGGAAGGGGAACGAGGACAGACGUGGACAGACGGUUGCAACGGGAGUCAGCGAGAAGAGCUGGCUGUACCUGAAGGGCUCCUACAUGAAGUGUGACAGAAACAUGGAGGUGGCCUUCAUGGUUUGCGCCAUCAACCCGUCUCUGGACCUGCACACGGACAGCUCUGAGCUCCUGCAGCUCCAACAGAAACUCCUCUGGCUGCUCUACGACAAAGGAGACCUGGACAGGUACCCAAUGGCUAUGGGCACUCUGGCAGACCUUGAAGAUCAGGACCCGAUCCCUGGGAAGGAGGACCCUCUAAAGAUCCACCUCAAUGCUGUGAACUCGGCUCAGAAGCACUACAACAACGAGCACAUCUACCCCUACAUGUACCUCGCUGGGUUCCACUACAGACACAGGAACGUGAGGGACGCUAUGAGGGCCUGGGCCAAGGCCGCUCAGGUCAUGCAGGAAUAUAACUACUUCCGUGAGGACGAGGAGAUCUACAAGGAGUUCUUUGACAUUGCAAAUGAUGUGAUCCCAAACCUGCUGAAGGAGACCGCUGCAGAGAGUGCGGGGGAGGGAGGAGAGGGGGGAGAGGGAGCCGACAAGGAGCCGAAGCAGGAGGCUGCUCUGACGGCCCUGCAGGACGCUGACUGUUUCGCUCACCUGCUGCGUUUCUAUGACGGCAUCUGCAAGUGGGAGGAGGGAAGCCCCACACCAGUCCUCCACGUGGGUUGGGCCACCUACCUGGUCCAGUCCCUGAGCCGCUUUGAAGCUCAGGUGCGUCAGAAGGUGUCCAUCAUCACCAAAGAGCCUGAGUCUCAGGACGAAGACGACCAGUCAAGCGACGACCCCCGGGAGGGCCGCAGACGAGGCCCGAGGAGGGAGUCCAAGCUGGAUGAGCAAGGCUCACCUCUCUCUGCUGCUCCCCCCGUCUCCCCCUCCGCCUCCUCGCUGCCUCCAGCAGCUCAGCCUAAGAAAAUAGGAGAUGGAGGAGGCCGCCGGCGCUCCUCUCAGGGCCUGCGAGGAGGAGGAGACACUGAAGGAAAACCCAAAUCCCCCUCCCCUGACUCUUCUCCCACCUCCUCCUCCCAGCAGCAGCAGGAGGCCGCGUCCCCCUCCCCAAACCUCUCCCUAACCAGACCCGUGGUCGUGUUUCAGAGCGAGAAGAUGAAGGGGAUGAAGGAGCUGCUGUGUGCCGCCAAGGUGAACUCCAGCGCCAUCAAGCUGCAGCUGACGGCGCAGUCCCAGGUCCAGAUGAAGAGGCAGAAGAGCACGCCGAGUGGGGACUACUCAAUGUCCUUCAUGAAGAGGCAGCGCAAGUCUCUGUAGACCCGGAGGAGGAGGGGGUAGACUCAUACUGUGAACAGGAACAUCUCGCUUUCAUUCGUCAAACUUUUUACAGUGUCAGUUCAGUCUCAUGUUUCCAGCAAUACUUUUGAGUUGCACUCUCCACAUAUCAGGUUUGUACGAUGGCCACGAAGGGCAAACGUGCGAUGAGAUAAUUUAGAUUUGGAGGAACGGGCUGCAACCCCAGAGAGAUGCAAAUACAGAAACACAAAUACAACAACGGAAACACGCUGCAGUAAGUUAAGAAGCAUCAGCAGCACACAAAGUCAAGAACUCUGCAGAUAAUUCAUCACGGUGGAAGUCUCCAGGCCUGUAGGGGGCGCCAAAUGGGACAGCUUUAUUUAUUACAGGAGGAAGCUGGAGCGGGACCAGGCGUUUAAGUUUUUGAUAACAACACAGACUGCAGAAACAUUUACAACCCACCCGACCAGGACCAAGAACGAUCUUUUCGCUCCUGAUCUGACCUCCAGACUCCUCAUUUUGUUACAUGUUACAUAUUUUCUCCCUUUUCCAGUCCCACUCGGCACCCCCUGCAAGCCUGGAGGACGUUCAUUGUGCUUAUUUAUUCAGUUUCUGUGUUUUUGACUUUGCAUUGUGUACGUUUUCCCCCGUGCAUGAACUUGUGAUGUUUUAGUUUCAGGAGUUAAGUUUCGGUUGCAGCUCGUUUCUCCUCAGGACGAUAAAAGAAGACAUUUCAGCCGUUGCAGCGCGUUUGCUCUCGUGGUCUGCCGUAGUUUGGAACAGAAGGAGUGACCUUUUUAUUUUGUUUUUAUUUAACAACAGCCAGAAUGAAAGACUAGUCCUGGUUUGAUAGAUUGUAAACACUCAUUAGUUUGUGUAUUAAUUGGCAGCCAAUUGCACACUGACUAUUAUCUUCUGAUUGACUCACAUGUGGAUGUUUGAAGCCAAAGUUUCUCCAGAAUCCAGCGUACAGACAAGAGAAGACGACCAUUCGGACCACGUUCAUGAAUGAAGCCUGGAAGUGAUGAUUUUAGGAUAGUUACUGUGUAACAUUGUCCACCUCUGCUCUAUCGACAGCUUCUUUCUUGCUAGCUCUUUGUUGCCUUACGUUGCCUUUGUUCUUUUCUACUGUAGGUGGCCUUUAGUGUUCGGAUUAGCUGAGUCGGGCCUCAUUUCUGACGCGUAGAGAAGAGCAGGAGACCAUGCACUGUUGAGACGGAGCCUCAUUAGGAGGCCCAGGUACAUCGACUUACCUUUUUGUUGUUGUUUUUGUAUCUGCAAGUAAUAAAGAUCUGAUGGAAGCAGAG